Messenger RNA from Fusarium redolens, 2082 nucleotides. RefSeq lists its product as uncharacterized. The transcript has a single exon. The coding region runs from base 1 to 2082 and encodes 693 amino acids. The record is from RefSeq and is a predicted model, not a curated record. NCBI's taxonomy places the organism in Eukaryota, Fungi, Ascomycota, Sordariomycetes, Hypocreales, Nectriaceae.
AUGGGUCGACUGAGUAGGUUUCUGUCCGACGCGGAGAAAGCAGUGAGGCAAGCUGGGAGGGACUUGCAGCAGCAGCAACAAGCUGCUGGGUACCCUCAGUCGCAGCAAGGACAACAGGCCCAACAGUAUCGCAAUUCCCCCGGAUAUCUAGUGCAACAUCAACAGCAGCAGUACUAUCAGAACUACUCUCCUCCGCCAGUGCAAACUCAAGCGGAAUUCCAGGGUUCACCUGUAGUCUCACCUCCGCAGCAGGUGCAGUAUCACCAGCAACAACAAUACCCUUAUCAAACUCAACAGGCCCGUCAAGAGCUCCCAGCGGAAGGAAGUGCUCCAGUACCUCAACGUGCUGAAAUGUCUCCUAAUCCGGCCGUCUCCAGCAGAGGUCCCAACACCGCGAUGCCAUUGGGAAUUCAGCCGAUAACAGAAUGUAUCGACAUGCCAUUCUCACUACCGGUCUACUGGUUCAUCCACAGUUCCUUUCCAGACUUUUUCAUCUGCAGUCGCUGCUACGCAGAUCAUAUUCUCAAGUCACCUUUCCGAGACACUUUUACACCAGUAUGGCACGAUGACAGAGUUGAACGACAAUGUCUGUUCGGAACGCCUCGCGUCAAAGACAAUCUUUGGCCAGCUUCUCUGUCAUCGAUGAGUCUUGACCAUAUGAUGAGCUUCAUGGCCAUGCGGCCUGCACUAGUUCAUUGUUCAGAAGAUAAGUCAGUCGAGGGGCAAGAGUGGUACUAUCCGCCCGAUCGACCAGAGAUGGCAAUUUGCAAGCCUUGCUAUGAGGAUCAUUUCAAGCAUACCUCAUUCGGCAACAGGUUCAGUACGCACACACCUCAGGGCGCUGCAAGCUGUGAUCAUAACCUCUGGUACAUACGCCGCAUGCUAAAGCUCCAUGCACCAAAUAACAACUGGACGGCUUUUACUACGGGGUUCUACAAGAGGCUACAGCUCCCACCAUGUCCCAAAGCACAACCGAUCGCAGGUCCGGAGAGGACUUGGUUUACGUCCUCUCAAGGUCCUUCAGGCUUCGCGGUCUGCGAGGCGUGUUAUUGGGAUUACUUCCACGAGUCUCCCGAAAGUCAAUCCUUCCGUUCAGCUCGUCUUGGGCCUGCACGGGAAGCAUCGUGUGACAUGGGGCAGGCCAACAUGCUCAUCCCAAUGGUCCGGGCGGUUGAUAAGGGCAACUACUCCAAGUUCUGGAACAUUCUUCAAAACCUUUCACAACACCCCCCUUGUGGUCCUCAGGGUGCAAAGGACAUUCGCUGGUAUACGCUUCCAAGUGAUCCUCCGGAAUUUGAGAUUUGCGCAACGUGUAUGGCGGGCACUGUAACUGCCAUGGACAUGACUCACUUCUUCAAAGUCAAACAGUCUGUUGGGCCAUCUGAGCCUCGUCUCUGUUCAUUCAACUUGCCUGGAUGGUCGCGUGGGGUUCUCUUUUUGCAGAAGUUUGCGGAGGCAGCUUACAUCAACGACUGGCGACCACUCAGCGAAUUGGCAGUGAAUCUCAGUACCGCACCAUCAUGUCCCAAGAUUGAUCUCGAAUUGGCGAAGAACCGUCGAUGGUGGGGAUGGGACAAUGUCCAUAUCUGUCAGGAAUGCUAUGUCAUCGUAGCAAAAGACACGAAGCUGGAGAAACACUUCAACAUGAAGGGAGGUCAGAUCGCUGAGUCCCGACUCUGUGAUCUCUACUCCCCUCGCAUGCGUAAACUCUACAAAGAAGCCUGUAGAACUCAAGACCUGGUAUCCUUCCUAUCUUUCGCCCGUCAACGCCGCGAGGUCUAUCUCCGGACAGUCCCCGAAAUGAACAGGAUGCUAGCAGCAGCCAAACAUGCUCUCAGCCAGGCUGAAACACUCGGCCUCGCAGCCGUAACGUUCAGCGCAGCUGGGAAUUUGAACGCAACGAACUUUCACUAUGAUUAUACGGUGGGAAACUCGACGGUUGGGCAUGGAUAUCAGAAUGAGCAAUUGUUACAGGCGGCGAUGGCAGAUCAUUCGAUGCAGCAGGUUGGGGCUGCUGCGACCGGUCCGGCGGCUGUGGCGAGGGUUGGUGUUCUGGAGAGGAUGUGGAAACAGGUUGAAUAG